UGGUCGUUCGGAUAGUCAACCGAUUCGUCCCUUCGAUGCUUGACGUGAAUUCCUCGGCCGCCUACUACCGACGUUUUCGGAACAAAAAUCACCGAAGCAGGCGCCCCAAUUAGCUCGCUCGUUAACGAGAUCGCCGCGGAAAUCGCGAGACCACGUUCCCAAAACGAAGUAGCCGUGGAAUUUUCUGUGCUUUCGUGCGAAAAUGCCGUGAAUUCUUUUCGGUGAUUUAAGUGACACAUUAAGGUCUUUUAAGAUCUCGUCCGGCGGGCAUAGAAUGCGGUCGACAUAGAUUUUGAUGAACGAGGUGUAAUCUGUGAAUCCGUGUUUGGAUUUCGUUUGACAUUUGCUCCCGGUUUGUUGUUGUGAAAGUGUGGAGUAAUUCGUUGGGUUGUUCGGAGUUCGUUGCGCUCUUAAUGUGGAUUCCUGGGAUUUUUUGACUACUCGAAAUAGGGUACAUGAAAUGUUAUUGAGGUGUCAUCCCUUUCCUAAUGUCUCAAAGGGUGCCAUCACGAAACAGAGCACCCUCUUCAGGCCUCCAUCAAGAUAACACUUUGUAUUAUCAGGACCCAAAUGCGCCCCACCCCUCAAACAACAAGUACGUCCACCACUACCAUCACACCACCUCCUCGUCCUCCUCCCACCUCCACCCGAAUGUCAGGCUGUACAGGAACAGCUACUCGAACGCAGGUGGCGCCACCGGUCUAGAUACUGGACUCAGCGAGGACACCGACACCUACUACGAGUACUACAACGACACGCCCCACUAUCAGAAUCACCAUGGCGAUAGGGCGGGGUUUUCCGAGGACAGCGGUUCGGUCAGGUUGCCCUUGUAUGAGUCGGAGGACGGUGCUACCACCCUAUCCAGAAAUAACCCAGGCUAUGGGGAUAGAGGAUCGCAGAAUAGGAGGUCGCACAUGUACAAGGACAGGUCGAGCACCAGCAGCAAUACGGCCACUAGGGAUUUGAGGAGGGUGUACCCCAAUGCGGAGGAGAAUGCCUGGGGCAGGAUGUACCAGGAGGUGCCGUCUCCGGAUAUCCCACCCCCGGAACAAGCCACUCAGCUUAGAACAGUACCAGUACCAUCCGGUUAUCACAGGCCUCAAAGUCCCUCCAGUUCGGCAGUUGGCAGCACUGUGGUAGAUGGAUGUGGGGGUAAAUGUCAGACUUGCGAGAAUGUCUGCUACUUUUUCCUUCAGCUGGUUUUCACGAUGGGCAUCCUGAUUGGAGUCUCCUUGUGUAUAGCGGGGACUGUCCUACGCAAAUCCGCAGCUAGGAACCUGCAGGUGCUCGUUUAUAUAGGAGCGUUGGUGUCUAUGGUGAGCGCUCUGCUGUUAUGCAUCCAGUGUAACGCAAGGAAGAACGCCAAAAAUAGGAAGAAGGCUUUGUGGAACGUUAAGAGGGCGCCAAUACCGUUGGAGACCUUGAAUAUCCACGGUGGGGCUGUUAUGCCACAGCAGCAACCGCUGGUGGUUGUUCAAGAGAACAGGACCCAAAGAGUUGUUCAAUUACCUCAAGGAUCGAUGGAAGUCCAAAGAUUUAGGAACUUUGAAGUGUCCCCAGAUAGCAGCCUGGAAGAACAGGGCAUACCAUGGUGGAGAAGAAAAGAAAUGAAUUAACAAAGAGAAAAAGUACAAUGAAAUUAUUCCUUAUGAAGGGAAACCGACCAUGUAACGGAUUUAUCAAAUUGGUAUUUAUACAAUGCAAUAUUAACUUUGAUUCGAGUAUUUUUGUACAAAGAGUUGAGCUGACGAAGAUUUAGAAUCAAUUUGGAUUUUGUACAGUAAAAAGUGUGUAUUUUAAAAAAUGUAAAUGGAUUUUUGCUACCUCAAGAGUUUUUGUGUCUAGUCUAGUUGUAUAUGUGUAAUAUUUUUGUACAUAAAAUUGUGAUAAUAAAUUUUAAAAUUUA
Messenger RNA from Harmonia axyridis, 1906 nucleotides. RefSeq lists its product as uncharacterized. The record is from RefSeq and is a predicted model, not a curated record. Lineage: Eukaryota; Metazoa; Arthropoda; Insecta; Coleoptera; Coccinellidae. The coding region runs from base 489 to 1616 and encodes 375 amino acids. The transcript has 6 exons.